Molecule: messenger RNA, 2213 nt
Organism: Fomitopsis serialis
Lineage: Eukaryota; Fungi; Basidiomycota; Agaricomycetes; Polyporales; Fomitopsidaceae
Exons: 8
Coding region: 241-2124 (627 amino acids)
Biological process (GO): chromatin remodeling; regulation of transcription by RNA polymerase II
Cellular component (GO): SAGA-type complex; nucleus
Molecular function (GO): transcription coactivator activity; protein binding; chromatin binding
Source: RefSeq, a predicted model, not a curated record
CUUUGGCAGUCGUCGUCGCCCGCCCGCCACCUCGCCGCCGCCGACGUCGCCGACGACGACGAACGAACUCUGUUUCCCGGAUUCCGUGCUCUAGUCGCCUGCAUCAUCUUUGAGGUCUGACUGGGCCUGGCAAGCACCGACUACACCACCAAACCCGAUCGGUGCGCUCUCCGCCGACUCUCGAGGUUACCGACGCUUGAGACGUUCCACGGCCGCGAUUCCGCCUGGAUCUUGUAGGAUAUGACUGUGACGCAUCGUAAGAGACAAUAUCAGCCUGAAGAGAUCCAGACUGUGAAUGAGCCUGGUCUUCAAAUUGAAUGUGACGGCUGCGCUCGCGACCUCACUCAUUCCAUUCGCAUAAAGUGCGCAGACCCCGUAUGUGAAGUCGGGGAUGGCGUCGACAUCUGCCCGGCCUGCUUUUGUAGCGGCAAAGAAUUCGCGCAACACAAACGGUGGCAUGCGUACCGGGUGGUGGAACUGCAUUCUUACCCGAUAUUUUCCGAAGAUUGGGGAGCAGAUGAGGAGCUCUUGCUGUUGGAAGGCAUCGCAUUGCAAGGUCUUGGCAACUGGCAAGCAAUAGCCGAACAUGUGGGCACGAGGACGAAGGAAGAAGUGCAAGAACACUAUCAAUCCGUCUAUAUAGACUCGCCCGAUUGGCCACUUCCUCGCAUGGACCGCCACUUCGACGUCGACCCCGCCGACUUCCAGGAGCGCAAACGGCGCAGAAUCUCGACCAUGAACACCAACCCCCCGCCCGCCCCCAAGAUCGCUCCGACGUCCGCCCCCAGCGUCCACGAAGUCGCCACAUUCUUGCCUGGUCGACUCGAGUUUGAGCACGAGCUCGACAACGAAGCCGAAGACCUUGUGAAGGAUCUCGAGUUCGGUAUAUGCCUGCAGUGGGGCGGGGAUCAGAUACCGGAGGACGAGAACGACCUCGACGUCAGGGCUCGAGCUCGAUGGGAGGAAGAGCAGAAGGCCAAAGACACACCUGCCGGCAAGUACCUGCCCAACGGGUUGAUGAAUGGCCUCUUGAACGGCCACCACGCCAACGGCAGCAGCCCAUCGCGGGGAUCUCGAGGCCGGUCAGAGGACACGUCGAAGGCGGACGGCAACACGGAGGAGGGCGAGGGGGAAGAACAGACUCAGCCACCACCAAUCGAGACACCUGACUCCAUCGCCUUCAAGCUGUCGCUCAUUGAGUCGUACAACCAGCGCAUCGACAAGCGACUCGAGAACAAGUCAUUCAUGUAUGACCGGGGACUGCUCAGCUACAAGCAGAUGCAGGCGGCAGAGAAGAAGCGUCCAAAGGAGGAGAAAGACAUCGUUCACCGAUUGCGUCCAUUCGCCCGGCUGCAGACCGCGCAAGAUUUUGAGGACUUCUGCGCAGACAUUCUCUAUGAGUCUCUGCUGAGGAAGCGCAUUGCCGAGCUGCAACACUACCGCAGAAUGGGACUGACAACCGUCGCGGACAUCGACAAGUACGAAGCGGACCUUGCGAAGAGGACUCAGGCGAAGACGAGUCUCUCUCGGGAUUAUUACCCGGAGCGUCUGCCCCACCUACGUCCCGGCGGGCGCCAGUCAUCUGUUUCCGAUGCGCGCACGGACCGUGGGAAGAGCCACGAGCGCGAGUCCACACCCAACAAGCCAGGCGCAUCGGCCCAGGGCACGUCCGGCACCGGUCCUCCAGGGCGGAAGAUGCCUGCCCCUCUCAACCUCGCGAACAGCCCCCUCUUGCACCUGCUCACACCAGAAGAGCAGACGCUCUGCUCACAACUCCGCAUAUUUCCGAAGCCCUACCUCGUCAUCAAGGAAACCCUGGUCCGCGAGUACGCACGGCGCGGAGGGAAGCUGCGUCGGCGAGAGGCACGCGACCUUGUCAAGAUCGACGUCAACAAGACGAGUCGCGUCUGGGACUUCCUCGUCCAGGCAGGUUUCCUGCGCGUUGGUCCUGUCGACCCCGGACCGUCCGCUCAUGGACAGGACACCACUCGCCCAUCGGCGACGCCGUCUCUUAGUGCUUCGCCGAGCAAGGAAUCGCAGAUGCGACUUUCGCCCAGGCCGCCGCCGUUCACGACUACGCCUCUUGGUUCUUUCUCGUCUCUGGCUGGUCCAUCGGGCAGUUGAGCGCAGGUCUCUCUGAAAAUCAUUGUUGUACUCUCAUAGCUGUAUUUGUGCGCCUCCGUAUACCCAACCCUGCAUCUGUACUUUACUAC